GCGGCGGCGGCGGCGGCGGCGGCGGCGGCGGCGGCAGCGGCGGCAGGAGGAUGGCAUCGGAACUGGCCAUGAGCAACUCCGACCUGCCCACCAGUCCCCUGGCCAUGGAAUAUGUUAAUGACUUCGAUCUGAUGAAGUUCGAAGUGAAAAAGGAACCGGUGGAGACCGACCGCAUCAUCAGCCAGUGCGGCCGUCUGAUCGCCGGGGGCUCGCUGUCGUCCACCCCCAUGAGCACGCCCUGCAGCUCGGUGCCCCCGUCCCCCAGCUUCUCGGCGCCCAGCCCGGGCUCGGGCAGCGAGCAGAAGGCGCACCUGGAAGACUACUACUGGAUGACCGGCUACCCGCAGCAGCUCAACCCCGAGGCGCUGGGCUUCAGCCCCGAGGACGCGGUCGAGGCACUCAUCAGCAACAGCCACCAGCUCCAGGGCGGCUUCGAUGGCUACGCGCGCGGGGCGCAGCAGCUGGCCGCGGCGGCCGGGCCGCACCACGCCGCCGGCGGCGGCCUGCACUUCGACGACCGCUUCUCCGACGAGCAGCUGGUGACCAUGUCGGUGCGCGAGCUGAACCGGCAGCUGCGCGGGGUCAGCAAGGAGGAGGUGAUCCGGCUGAAGCAGAAGAGGCGGACCCUGAAAAACCGCGGCUAUGCGCAGUCCUGCCGCUUCAAGAGGGUGCAGCAGAGACACGUCCUGGAGUCGGAGAAGAACCAGCUGCUGCAGCAGGUCGACCACCUCAAGCAGGAGAUCUCCAGGCUGGUGCGGGAGAGGGACGCGUACAAGGAGAAAUACGAGAAGCUGGUGAGCAGCGGCUUCCGAGAAAACGGCUCCAGCAGCGACAACCCGUCCUCUCCCGAGUUUUUCAUAACUGAGCCCACUGGCAAGCUGGGUACCCCUGGAAACACUACAUUUUCGAAGUCCCGGCCAUUCCUACUUACAGAUGUGUUCCCCAAAUGAAAUUUAUGUGAGAUCUGUACAUUAAAAAAUUAGUAUGAAUCAUUA
This is a messenger RNA of Dipodomys ordii (Ord's kangaroo rat), 995 nucleotides long. It is a transcript of the gene Maf, whose product is annotated as v-maf avian musculoaponeurotic fibrosarcoma oncogene homolog. Gene Ontology annotation, cellular component: nucleus. Gene Ontology annotation, biological process: lens fiber cell differentiation; regulation of transcription by RNA polymerase II. The record is from RefSeq and is a predicted model, not a curated record. Gene Ontology annotation, molecular function: RNA polymerase II cis-regulatory region sequence-specific DNA binding; DNA-binding transcription factor activity, RNA polymerase II-specific. NCBI's taxonomy places the organism in Eukaryota, Metazoa, Chordata, Mammalia, Rodentia, Heteromyidae.